Molecule: messenger RNA, 369 nt
Organism: Colletotrichum navitas
Lineage: Eukaryota; Fungi; Ascomycota; Sordariomycetes; Glomerellales; Glomerellaceae
Exons: 1
Coding region: 189-344 (51 amino acids)
Source: RefSeq, a predicted model, not a curated record
CGUCCGGGGGAACAUAGAGGAAGGGACGCCGUCGGACGAGGGCUUGUGUAGGGGCUUUGCGCGGUGGCGGCGGCGGGAGCUUGGUGUUCUUCUUGCUCUUCUUCUUUUUAUUCGGCCUCGCGGUCUCCUCGCCUUCGUCGUCCGACGAGCGCUGGCGCUUCGGCGGCGACGCUCGGGAGGCGCUGAGCAUGUACGUGCAGCGGAUGUUCGCAACGACGCAAUGGCUGCAAGGGUCGUGGCCCGAGCAGUGCGCCCUGGUCCUCCGGCAGUUGUCGCACUUGCGGAUCCUGCCCUGGCUCGAUGGUGAUAUGGCCUCGGCGUUUUGCCCACCGGACGGCGGGUAGUGCUCCGGCUCCGGCUCCGGCUCCG